This is a messenger RNA of Symbiodinium necroappetens, 600 nucleotides long. Lineage: Eukaryota; Dinophyceae; Suessiales; Symbiodiniaceae. The record is from the annotation of a GenBank genome assembly.
GCUGGCUUGCUUCACGCUCUGCUGGGGCUCAGUGUGCAGCGGCCCACGCCAAAGGGAGCAAUAACAAACAUCUUCCACGAUGAUCCGCUCGGCUAUGUCCCCUGGGAUCCCAUCCGAAACGUGCCGCUGCCUGACUGGGCAGGAGACUACAAGGACAUCAAUCGCCUGUCGUGCACGUUUUCGGCAGACCAGCUCUUCCAUUGGCCGGACCUGAAACGUGGCCUGUCCAUGUGGUUGGAGUCCCACCUGCGAGGCUACGGCAACAUGACCCAGAUCUUUUGGGAGCAAAUUCGUCCGAUACAACAUGAUUUGACCAACAUCAUCAGUGCCCACGAAGUGAUGGUCUCCCGGGAUUGCAUUCUGGGCAUCCUCGCGGUGCGCACCGUGUACCUCCUGACCAUGAACAGGACCUACCGACAGGAAAUGGUCCUUGAGACGGACUUCCUGAUGAGUGAUUGGUACUACCUGGCCUAUCGCUUUCCGUUCUCCUUGCUGGUCGGGCGCAGAGAGGGCCCCGAGAAGCUACCAUUCGAGAGCCUCCAUUCCAAUGAUGCCCGUUGCCACGAGGGCUCGAAGAGCGUUUCCCAACCGCGCCUUCAG